GGCAGCAAGGAGGCGGGAGCGCGCCGUGGGUAGAAGUACAGAGCAGAGCCGGCGGCUGGGGGCUUUAGAGGCCAGCCUGUUCCCUGCAAGCAUUCAGCAGGCGGAGCCUCGCUCUUGGAGACCCGGCUUCGUAAAGCUGGCGGCCUCGAGAACCUGCAAAGAGUCAGUUUUUAGUGAAAAAGCAUUGAGACAGGAGCCAGACCCACCUCUUCACUAAUUUGAUAUUGUGCAAGUCAUCUUACCUCUCUGGAUCUCAGUUACCUCAUCUGUAAAAGGGAGAUAGAAAUUCUUUACCUGUUUGAAGGAAGGAGAACCUCUUGCAGGACCAGACAGUGGGCUCUUAUCUAGCACUCGGAAAUGAACUGCCUGAGGAGACACUUGAGCUGACAAAGCAAGAGAUUUUAUUGGAAAGGGAGCCCAAGGGGAGAGCAGUAGGAUGAAGUGGAGGACUAUCCUUCCGCAGUGUUGUUUUUUCUUGGUUACAUGUGCACUUACUGCUCUUGAAGCUGUGCCUAUAGACAUAGACAAGACAAAAGUAAAAGCUGCUCAGCCUGUGGACAGUGCAAAGAUAGAACCACCAGAUACUGGACUUUAUUACGAUGAAUACCUCAAGCAAGUGAUUGAUGUGCUGGAAACAGAUAGUCAUUUCAGAGAAAAGCUCCAGAAAGCAGACAUAGAGGAAAUAAAGAGUGGGAGGCUAAGCAAAGAACUGGAUUUAGUAAGUCACCACGUGAGGACAAAACUUGAUGAACUGAAAAGGCAAGAAGUGGCAAGGUUAAGAAUGCUGAUUAAAGCUAAAUUAGAUUCUUUUCAAGAUACAGGUAUAGACCACCAUGCUCUUCUAAAACAAUUUGAUCAUCUAAACCACCUGAAUCCUAACAAGUUUGAAUCUACAGAUUUAGAUAUGCUAAUCAAAGCGGCUACAAGUGAUCUGGAACACUAUGAUAAGGCUCGACAUGAAGAAUUUAAAAAGUAUGAAAUGAUGAAGGAACAUGAAAGGAGAGAAUAUUUAAAAACACUGAGUGAAGAAAAGAGAAAAGAAGAAGAAUCUAAAUUUGCAGAAAUGAAGAAAAAGCAUGAAAAUCAUCCUAAAGUUAAUCAUCCAGGAAGCAAAGACCAACUUAAAGAAGUGUGGGAAGAGGCUGAUGGAUUGGAUCCUAAUGACUUCGACCCCAAGACAUUUUUCAAAUUACAUGAUGUCAAUAGUGAUGGCUUCCUAGAUGAACAAGAAUUAGAAGCCCUAUUUACUAAAGAGUUGGAGAAAGUAUAUGACCCCAAAAAUGAAGAGGAUGAUAUGGUAGAAAUGGAGGAAGAAAGGCUUAGAAUGAGGGAACAUGUAAUGAAUGAGGUUGAUACUAACAAAGACCGAUUGGUGACGCUAGAGGAAUUUUUAAAAGCUACAGAAAAAAAGGAAUUCUUAGAGCCAGAUAGCUGGGAGACAUUGGACCAGCAACAGUUCUUCACAGAGGAAGAACUGAAGGAAUAUGAAAAUCUUAUCUCCGUACAAGAAAGUAAACUUAAGGAAAAGGCAGAUGAGCUUCAGAAACAAAAAGAAGACCUACAACGUCAGCAUGAACAACUUGAGGCUCAGAAGCUGGAAUACCAUCAGGUUGUACAGCAGAUGGAACAAAAAAAAUUACAACAGAUUUCCCCAUCAGCACCUGGUGGAGAAUCAAAGAUUUAGCCACACAUUUAAAGUUUGAAGUCCACCAGAACUUGGAAGAAAAUUGUUGAAUCAUCAUCUGUGUCAUCUUUUUGCCUCCCUUCCUUCUCCUCUGCUCAAUAAAUAUUUUAAAGCAUAUGUGGAAUAAAGGAAGAUACUUUUUAAA
Capra hircus (goat) is the source of this 1829-nucleotide messenger RNA. It is a transcript of the gene NUCB2, whose product is annotated as nucleobindin 2. Bases 437 to 1684 code for a protein of 415 amino acids. The record is from RefSeq and is a predicted model, not a curated record. Gene Ontology annotation, cellular component: extracellular exosome; endoplasmic reticulum-Golgi intermediate compartment. Gene Ontology annotation, molecular function: calcium ion binding. The transcript has 15 exons. NCBI's taxonomy places the organism in Eukaryota, Metazoa, Chordata, Mammalia, Artiodactyla, Bovidae.